CUUAUGACAUUAUAUUAGAUAUUAUUUUGUGUCCACUCCACUUGAACCGUUGCAAUUCGUCAUAAUAUUAGGUAGGGACACAUCGAAACAAUUAUAUUUUCUUCAAAUGCACCGUCAACUAGUGCUGGUGGUAAACAGCGAGGUUCUGGGACUGAAUAUUGCGGUCACGUUGAUAAAAACACGCGAUUCUUUUUAAAUUGUGUGAUUGUUGUCUGUCGAUAGUGUUAUUUUAUGUAAAUUGCGUAUUUAUUCAUAACUUACCUUAGUAUUAAAACAAGACUACUUUAAACAGAAGAGAACACAAAAUAGAAAAUUUUUUACAUUGAACAUGAACGUCGAUAAAUUCCUCUAGAAUGAUUAUUUUUGUCGAAUUUUCAAAUAUUUCAUGUCAAAAUGGUACAGUUCAAUAGAUGGACAUUUUUAAAACUAGUAGAAGUGGUGUUAGUUGUGGUAUGUUUAACUUAUAAAAGAGUAACAGAUGACGAAGCUUCAAGGGUGUUUCUCUAUCUUCAAAAAAUUUCUCGAGAAUGGAGUCUUUUGAAUAACAUAACAUGGAGUAAAGUGGGCGCCGCGGUUGCCGAUACCACUUACGGAGGUUAUCUAAUAAUAUGUGCAGCAUUGUUCCUUGGACAUUUAUUCGGGGAAUUACCAACCACUUCUAGAAUAACGGAAUACAUUUUAUUGGGCGUGGGGACUAUAUUAUUCAUAGUUAUGGGUAGUUUAUCAUUCGCUGCUCUAGAUUCAGUUCCUGCGAAUUUAAUAGACAACGCAGCCAUAGUAGGUACGUUUUCUCUAGUAGUAGCUGCUUUGUUUCUCCUAGAUAUGGGAGGACCGAAAAGAAAAUCUCAAAAAUCUCAACAUGCCCAACCGAAAAAAAUAGUAAUCCCCCCAGAUAGUAAAGUGGUGACAAAGCACGAAGUAGAUAAAGAUAAACAAAAAGUGGGCAAGUUAAAGACAGAUAUGAAGAAACCAGAAGAAAUUCAGUACCAUCCUAAAAAAGAAAAGGAAAAAAAUGGAAAGAACGGAAUUACUGUAAUGGAAAUGCAAACUACCAAUAACCACAACGGUUAUCAGAGAAUGCGCGAUGAUUCUUUUAAAAGGUUCGGUAUAUACGGUCAAGACGUUACAGACGACGGAAGUACAGAAGCUGAUGAUAUGGAAUUACCUCCACAGAUGGAAAUCCAUUCUCCAGUAUGGAGCAAUAUCAGGAAAGGAGAAUAUGGGAAAUAUGAUGUUUCAAAUCCGAAAUAUAUAUUACAAAGAUCUGAUAGAUUACAUGAAGAGAUAAGACCUCCAAGCAGUCCCGGCGAACCAGGAUAUGUACAAUAUACUGCCCAACAUUGGGGUGAAACUGGUCCAAAAACUCCAAGACACAGUCCAACACAAGUUUGAAAAAUUAAAUCUUAUUCGCCACUUUUUAUCAAAUAUACGAAUGCACUUUGUAUUUUUAGUUUAAUCUAUUCAUCAAAUAAAAUAUGAAAACCUUACAUGUAGUUACUUAAUAUUUUUGUCAACUGAAGGGAUAAAAAAAAUCUGAUUUACUUAUUCUUACGAAAUUUUGAAUUAGAACAGAAUUUACUAUAAAUAAUAAAUUACCUAAAGUAGAUAUUGAUGAGCAGGCAAACACUGUGAUUUUCUGCUUUGAAAUAAUGUUGAAAUUUGAUUAUAUGUCGAGUAACAUCAAACUUAUUUACUUCUUAGACCUUUUUAAUAUGGUUUUGUCUUGAUUAUCUUGACUUUCAAGUCUCUAUCAAUUAAAAUUUCGUUUAAUAGCA
Diorhabda sublineata is the source of this 1775-nucleotide messenger RNA. RefSeq lists its product as uncharacterized. The record is from RefSeq and is a predicted model, not a curated record. Lineage: Eukaryota; Metazoa; Arthropoda; Insecta; Coleoptera; Chrysomelidae. The coding region runs from base 394 to 1392 and encodes 332 amino acids. The transcript has 7 exons.